Messenger RNA from Iphiclides podalirius (scarce swallowtail), 1281 nucleotides. The record is from the annotation of a GenBank genome assembly. NCBI's taxonomy places the organism in Eukaryota, Metazoa, Arthropoda, Insecta, Lepidoptera, Papilionidae.
AUGGAAAACAAAAAUAAAGUGACUGUUGUGCUGGGUGCUCAGUGGGGUGACGAGGGAAAAGGAAAAGUAGUGGAUUUACUGGCUGUUAAUUCCGACAUCGUGUGCCGCUGCCAGGGCGGAAACAAUGCUGGUCACACAGUCGUGGUAGACGGGAAGGAGUUCGAUUUCCACUUGCUGCCAAGCGGUAUCAUCAAUCAGAAAUGCACCUCUGUAAUCGGUAACGGCGUGGUCAUCCACCUGCCUGGGCUGUUUGAAGAGCUGAAGAAGAACGAGAUGAAGGGCAUGCAGGGUUGGCAGCAGAGGCUGAUAAUUUCGGACAGGGCUCACAUCGUGUUCGAUCUGCAUCAACAGGCCGACGGUCUUCAGGAGGCCGAGAAGGGGAAGAACUCCCUGGGGACGACGAAGAAGGGAAUCGGCCCCACUUACUCGUCGAAGGCGACCCGCAACGGCAUCAGGAUCGGCGAUCUCCUCGGCGACUUCACCAUUUUCGAGGAGAAGUUUCGCACGCUCGCCGCUGGCUACAAGCGCAUGUUCCCCGCCCUGGAGGUGGAUAUCGAGAGCGAGCUAGCCCGCUACAAGGACUACGCCGCGAAGAUCCGCCCGCUCGUCCGCGACACCGUCUCCUAUUUGCACGAAGCGAUAAAGGACGGCAGGCGGGUGCUGGUCGAGGGGGCCAACGCCGCGAUGCUCGACAUCGACUUCGGCACGUACCCGUACGUGACGUCGUCCAACUGCAGCAUCGGGGGCGUCUGCACGGGGCUGGGGCUGCCGCCCAAGGUCAUCGGCGAGGUCAUGGGCGUCGUCAAGGCGUACACGACGCGCGUCGGCGACGGGCCCUUCCCCACGGAGCUGCACGACGAGACGGGGCGACUUUUGCAGGAGAGGGGGCACGAAGUGGGUGUGACAACGAAACGCGUCCGCCGCUGCGGCUGGCUCGAUCUCGUCGUGGUGAGCUACACCGCCAUGGUCAAUGGAUACACGUCUGUGUGCCUCACCAAGCUGGACAUAUUGGACACUCUAAAGGAGAUCAAAGUUGGCGUCGCAUACAAGUUGAAUGGCAAGGUCAUCAACUACUUCCCAUCGUCGAUGCCAGAACUAAGCAGCGUUGAGGUGGAAUACAUGACUCUACCAGGCUGGGAUUGCAGUAUAGAAGAUAUCCGGCAAAUGGACAACUUGCCAGUGCAGGCAAGGAACUAUGUCAAAGCCAUUGAGGACUUCCUAAAAAUUCCCGUGAAGUUCAUAGGGGUGGGCCAAGGUAGAGAGUCCAUCAUCAGCGCCGAU